Pseudovirgaria hyperparasitica is the source of this 1634-nucleotide messenger RNA. RefSeq lists its product as uncharacterized. Gene Ontology annotation, cellular component: glycosylphosphatidylinositol-mannosyltransferase I complex; membrane. Gene Ontology annotation, biological process: GPI anchor biosynthetic process. Gene Ontology annotation, molecular function: alpha-1,4-mannosyltransferase activity; GPI mannosyltransferase activity. Lineage: Eukaryota; Fungi; Ascomycota; Dothideomycetes; Acrospermales; Acrospermaceae. The record is from RefSeq and is a predicted model, not a curated record. Bases 34 to 1368 code for a protein of 444 amino acids. The transcript has a single exon.
ACAAUCUCCAUCUCCAAAUGUAAACCCACAACAAUGCCCCUCCUCUCCUCCCCACGCACCGUCUUCACCCUCGCCCUCCUCCUCCGCCUCGUCCUCCUCCUCUACGGCACCCUCCAAGACGCCUUCUCCCCGCUCAAAUACACCGACAUCGACUACUACGUCUUCACCGACGCCGCCCGCUUCCUCGCCCACGGCCACUCGCCCUACACACGCGACACAUACCGCUAUACCCCCCUACUCGCAUGGCUCCUGUACCCAACAUCCUGGCCCGGGGCGUUCUGGUUUGCGUCGGGCAAGGUGCUGUUCGCGCUGUGUGAUGUGCUUGCUGGGUGGUUGAUAUAUGCGAUUCUCCGCGGUGGGGGUGGUGGUAGUAGGGAGGGAAGUGGGAAUGGUAUGGACGAAACACGUGCCAUUCGCUUCGCCUCGCUGUGGCUGCUGAAUCCCAUGGUCGCGCAGAUCAGCACGCGCGGCAGCUCGGAAGGCCUGUUGUGCGUGAACGUCGUGGCGCUGCUGUGGGCGGUGCUGGCGCGGCGCACACGUGUGGCGGGCGUAUUGCUGGGUCUCGCGGUGCAUUUGAAGAUUUAUCCGUUCAUCUAUGGCGCAAGUAUACUGUGGUACCUGGACGAGCGGACGACGAGUGGGGACAACAGCGCUGGAAAGGAGAAGAAGAAGAAGGGGCAGAAGACGGGGCCGAUGACAGGAGUACUAACAUUCUGCAACCGCGCGAGGAUCGAAUUCGCGAUAUACGCAGCCGCAACAUUCCUACUUCUCAGCGGCGCCAUGGCAGCCCUGUACGGCCGCGAAUUCGUCCAGCACACCUACCUAUACCACCUCACGCGCAUCGACCACAGACACAACUUCUCGCCCUACAACACCCUCCUCCACAUCACCUCAUCCGCCUCCGCCUCCGCAUCGCCAACCACCCACUCCAAGCCCCCCAUCCGCCUCGAAAGCCUCGCCUUCAUCCCCCAACUCCUCCUCAGCACACUCCUGAUCCCCCUCAUCCUCGCAAAGCGCGACCUCGCGUCCACCAUGCUCGCGCAGACAUUCGCGUUCGUGACGUUCAACAAGGUGUGCACGAGCCAGUACUUUCUCUGGUACCUCGUCUUCCUGCCCUUUUACCUGCCCCGGUCGACGCUGCUGGCUCGGCCGCGGCUGGGCCUGAGUGUGGCUGCGUGCUGGGUGGCGGCGCAGGUCUGGUGGCUGCAGCAGGGCUAUCAGUUGGAGUUUCUGGGCCGGAGCACGUUUGCGACGGGGCUGUGGUGGAGUGGGAUCGCGUUUUAUUUUGUCAAUGUUUGGGUCCUGGGCAUUGUUGUGGCGGAUAUUGGGAGGGGUGGGGCCGUGUUGACAUGGAAGCAAAAAGAGUGAAGCGAUGAUACGUUGUGUUGGGGCAUAGAUGGCAUUUGACAUGGGGUCAAGGUGUGUAUACAUUAUUGUAUUUGAUAGAGCUAUCUAUAUAAGCCUUAUAUACGCUCAUAUAUAUAUUGAUAGAUAUAGACCACGCAUCCUAUCUACCACAUCCUUGAUGAUAGGGAAGAAUCUCAUCUCAAUUCCACAUGGCUCUCAAACGAUGGCUGCUUAAAGUCCGGCUGCGUCGAGAACGAAGACACCUCACUCAUAUUACUAAUACGACC